GCAAACACUAAAAAAAAAACGAAAAACAGGAUACUUGGCGAAUUCUUGAUAAACUAAAAAUGGUAAGGAACAUUAGCGAGCCAUGUCUUGCAGAGAAAUGAUAUCAUGGAGCUAGGGAACACGUUAGACCCUGUAGUGUGAGCAUUUGGGAAAUGAUUGGCACGUUUGAAAACAACUACUUUUAUGUCAUACUAUUGUUUUGUCUGUUAACAGAGUGCAUUGAAGAAAAAAAACCGCCGUGCUCUUUCAUGACCCUGAUGAAAUACAAAACCUCACAUAAAAAAUAGAUCAAAUACUAUGCUCUCUAAGCUCAGCUUGUAUAUAGAAAAAUACUCAGGACGCGCUUUCUAAUUUAAGACAACUCCUACCGGGAACACCGCGUUGGUGGAUUUGGAGUAAGAAAGAUGGGGUUCUUUACAGUACUACUGUUCACCGUGGUUUAUUUAAGUUCUUUUAUCGAUGCCCGUGAUGUUUAUCCUAGCCGGGAGCGGGAUAAAACUCAAGUUACUUACAACAACAAUUCAAUAUCGUCCAAAGGCGAAAGUUGCGUGGAGGCAAAACCAUCCGCUGACCAGCGCCUUGCAAAAGUUAUCUGCCAUCCAUACCGUCCAAUCGCCAGAAAGGUAGAUAAAAACGUGAUGAGGACUGAGGUUUGCAGGUCGAUAGUGGGUGAUGAUCUGUUAUUCGCUACACCGGCCGAGCAAGAAUGGCGUGAGAAUCUUUUCGUGACGUACACAAUACGCUCACGAGUUGGACAAGUACCACGCAUGCCCGAAUCUCCGAGUCGACUGCUGACUAAGUUUUGUUGGCAGCUUAUCGUACACAUGUACUGCAGAUUCUUUUUACCAAAAUGUGACAUGACGUCAUCCAGACCUCGGGCUCAGCCUAUUUGUAGAGAUGCGUGCCGGGAAUUUAAGAACCAGUGUCAGAGGGAAUGGACUCACGCACAAAGGAAAUUCAAGAGGGUGUCGUGGGCGGUGCAGAAACUUGCCUCUGGGAUGGAGAGAAGUUCUUCGCUCAUGUGGUGUAGGAACCUGCCCAGACGAAGAGGACCAGAUAUUCCAGAAUGUUAUUAUCCUAAAAUGUUGAAAGAAAAGAAAGAAAACCCCCGACCGUUUACGGACACUUGUUUCUAUGAUGACGGUCGGACAUACAACGGCAGUGUGUCUGUAACACGGUCCGGUCACAAGUGCCAGUCCUGGAAUUCCCAGUGUCCUCAUCGGCACCACAGAACACCAGAAAAUUAUCCUGAACAGAAUGGUGCUGGCAAUGCAUGUCGGAACCCUGGUGGUCAGGCCCCUCACGGUCCCUGGUGUUACACUACAAAUGUAACGCAGAGAUGGGAGUAUUGCAAUGUGAUCAAGUGUGAAACACUAAAGGAAAGCAAAGGAUGAGAAAGUGAAAGAAACGGCCACCAAACUGUCUCCUUCACUCACCCACCCACUCACCCUCUUUAAAGAAAAUGUACAUAGUGAUCAGAAAACGUAAUAGUAGCCUGCGUUGCUGGCGGUCUGCGGU
This is a messenger RNA of Pocillopora damicornis (cauliflower coral), 1518 nucleotides long. RefSeq names its product tyrosine-protein kinase transmembrane receptor ROR2-like. Lineage: Eukaryota; Metazoa; Cnidaria; Anthozoa; Scleractinia; Pocilloporidae. Gene Ontology annotation, molecular function: signaling receptor binding; endopeptidase activity. The record is from RefSeq and is a predicted model, not a curated record.